GUGACGUGCGUUUGACGUCACCGGGCAUCCAUUGCAGUUGCGGCGCACAUGUGAGCUUUAGCUGAAAUCUUUACAUUUGACAAUGCCCGAAACUAACAACAAACCUAGCGGAACGUUUAUAUGUUCGUUUCCCGACUGUCAAGCGUCGUACAACAAGGCGUGGAAACUAGAAGCGCAUCUGUGUAAACACACAGGAGAGAGGCCCUUUAAAUGCGAGUAUGAUGACUGCAGCAAAUCAUUCUGCACGAAGUAUCAUCUCGCUCGUCAUACGCUGACACAUACCGGCGACAGACCGUACAGAUGCACGGAGGACAGGUGCAAUGCAGGAUUCACCACAAACGCCAACCUGAAGAAACACGUUUCACGUAUUCACAGACAGGAGACUAAACAGUACACUUGUACGUUUGAAGGAUGCAGCAGGGCGUUCAAGAAAAAUAGCCAGCUGAAGACUCACGAGUGUACACACACCCUCCUCCUGCCGUACCUAUGUUCUUAUGAAGGCUGCGAGAGACGAUUCUCACAACAGGCUAAACUGAAACGGCAUGAGAAAGUACACCAAGGGUAUUCCUGUACGGCAGAGGGCUGCACGUUUGUGGCGAAGAACUGGACCGAGAUGACGAAGCACAAGAAACUUCAUAAGGUCAAAGUACAGUGCGACGAGUGUAAGAAAAUGUUCAGAGAUGCCUGGUUCCUGCGGCACCAUCAGCGCGUUCAUUCUGAAGAACGUGUGGUGUUCCACUGUCCCAGAGAUGGAUGUACACGCUCGUACACGACCGCCUUUAACCUACAAAGCCACAUUCUGUCCUUCCAUGAAGAUCAGCGCUUAUUCAUCUGCUCUCAUCCCGUCUGCGGCAAAUCCUUUUCCAUGAAGCAAAGUUUAGAACGCCAUACCGUGGUUCAUGACCCUCAAAAGAAGAAACAGAAAAAGCCCUGCCCAAAACGCUCUCUGGCAUCUCGUCUGAGCGGCCACAAACCAAACAAGAAGCGUCAAACCCAAACAUCAUCAUCAAAUGAAGCAUCAGUGCCACAGGUUGGCCAGUCAGAGACCAGUACAAAACUUAAACAAGUUAAUGAAACAGAUUCCGGAAGUCAGGCGACCGGAAAAUCAGACGUCACAGAAUCAAAGAGUUUAACAAGUUUACUAACCAUUCCAUCGAAAUCUAACUGUUCUGAACUCACUGUACAUCCGGUGGUUCACCUUUUAGAGCCCCUCUUGUUGUAG
This is a messenger RNA of Triplophysa dalaica, 1222 nucleotides long. RefSeq names its product general transcription factor IIIAa (gene gtf3aa). Gene Ontology annotation, cellular component: nucleus. The transcript is spliced from 9 exons. The coding region runs from base 83 to 1222 and encodes 379 amino acids. Lineage: Eukaryota; Metazoa; Chordata; Actinopteri; Cypriniformes; Nemacheilidae. The record is from RefSeq and is a predicted model, not a curated record.